Messenger RNA from Cavenderia fasciculata, 918 nucleotides. It is a transcript of the gene gpsn2, whose product is annotated as synaptic glycoprotein SC2-like protein. Lineage: Eukaryota; Evosea; Eumycetozoa; Acytosteliales; Cavenderiaceae. Gene Ontology annotation, biological process: very long-chain fatty acid biosynthetic process. Gene Ontology annotation, molecular function: oxidoreductase activity, acting on the CH-CH group of donors; protein binding. The transcript is spliced from 4 exons. Bases 1 to 918 code for a protein of 305 amino acids. The record is from RefSeq and is a predicted model, not a curated record.
AUGAAGAUCACUAUAGUAUCAGGUGGCGCCUCAAAGAGAACUAUUUGCGAGUUGGAACUUAGCACUAGUACAACUAUCAAGGAGUUGAAGAAGAGCUUUGCUCAAAAGAACCCAAAGUAUUAUGUAGAUAGACAAAGAUUUGUAACAUCACAAUUGGGACCUGACAACAAGCCAAUCGUCUUGUCUGAUGACAACAAGACAUUGUCACACUACAAGAUCACCAGUGACAACACCUUGGUCUUUAAAGAUCUCGGACCACAAGUGUCAUGGACCACUGUCUUUUUGACAGAGUAUGCAGGUCCACUCUUGAUCUACCCAAUCUUUUACUUCUUUGGUCAACAAAUCUAUGGUCAAGAAUAUACUCAUGGUUACACUCAACAAUAUGCAUUAUUAUGUUACUCACUUCAUUACAUUAAGAGAUUGUUAGAGACUAUUUUCGUUCACAGAUUCUCUCAUGCCACCAUGCCAAUUUCCAAUAUCUUUAAGAACAGUAUCUACUAUUGGGGUAAUACCAUCCUCGUCUCUUACUUUGUCAAUCAUCCAUUGUUCACUUCUCCACCACCUGCUCGUGUUCUCAUUGGUUUAUGCCUUUGGGUUGUUGGUGAAUUAUUCAACUUAAUUAGUCACAUUCAACUCCGUAAUUUAAGACCAGCAGGUUCAACUGUUCGUCAAAUUCCAAAGGGAUUGUUGUUUGAAUACGUGUCAUGUCCAAACUACACCAUGGAGAUCUUGGCCUGGAUUGGUUUCUCUAUCAUGACCCAAACCCUCACCGCCUAUGUCUUUACUGUUUUAGGUGCCGUUCAAAUGUACGUCUGGGCUGUUGCCAAACACAGACGUUAUCGUAAGGAAUUCGAUGGUAAGAAUGGUGAACUCCAAUACCCACGUAACAGAAAGAUUAUUGUUCCAUUCCUCCUCUAA